AUGCCCACACUGGCUUCACAUUGGGCCGUGUAUGCACGAGUGUCGUGCUUGCGUACGGUCUUUGAGGGUGGCAAAGAGGGGUACUUUUGCUACCGUAUCCCAUCCCUCGUGCAACUUGGUCCCGACUCGUACAUUGCCUUUGCCGAAGGGCGCAAAUUCUCGUGUGAAGAUCAUGGUUGGAAUGACAUUGUGGCCAAAACCAGCAGCGAUGGAGGGCAAACGUGGUCAGCGCUGGCCGUGGUGUACGGUGAAUCCUCGACCAAGGCGAACAUCACCAUAGGCAACCCCGCGCCCGUUGUGCUCCAUGAUGGGACCCUUUUGCUCGUUUUCUGCCGCAACAACCAGGCCAUGCUGCUUCUCAAUAGCACUGAUGGUGGCCAAACGUGGGGCGGCUUUCGUGAUGUGAGCGCCGGCAUCGUCGACCCCACUUGGCCUUUCUUUGCCACCGGUCCGCCGGGCAGUAUUCAGUUGCAUACUGGUCGAAUCUUGGUGCCCGCCGAUCAUACAAGCGGGUCAACUCAGUCCAUGGCCAUUUAUAGCGACGACUAUGGUCAAACGUGGACUCGAGGUGCUAUGAUUCCCGACGGAAACGAAUGCCAGGCUGUGGAACUGCCCGAUGGUACCGUUAUGAUGAACAUGCGUACCUCGCAAGCUCAUCGUCAGGUCGCGUUUUCCAAGGAUGGUGGCGCCACAUGGAGCGAUCCCGUUGUGACGGUCAACGGAACGGUUUGCGAAGGCUCGACGAUCAUGCUGCCCGACUCGACAGGCACUCUUGUCCAGUCCUUUCCCAAUUCCAACGAUCGUGCCAAUGUCAGCAUUCAGACUUCGACGGACGGCCUGUCAUGGGGCAACUCAAUUCAGGUGUACGCUGGAUCAAGCGCCUACUCCUCACUGCAGCAGGCGAACAAUAACACGGCUGUAGCUCUGCUGUUGGAGAUGGAUAGCUACCAAAAAAUUGCCUUUGCCAUGGUCUCACUCGUUUGA
This is a messenger RNA of Monosiga brevicollis MX1, 984 nucleotides long. RefSeq lists its product as uncharacterized. The transcript has 8 exons. Bases 1 to 984 code for a protein of 327 amino acids. Gene Ontology annotation, molecular function: exo-alpha-sialidase activity. NCBI's taxonomy places the organism in Eukaryota, Choanoflagellata, Craspedida, Salpingoecidae. Gene Ontology annotation, cellular component: membrane; cytoplasm; intracellular membrane-bounded organelle. Gene Ontology annotation, biological process: oligosaccharide catabolic process; ganglioside catabolic process. The record is from RefSeq and is a predicted model, not a curated record.